Molecule: messenger RNA, 4295 nt
Organism: Ctenocephalides felis (cat flea)
Lineage: Eukaryota; Metazoa; Arthropoda; Insecta; Siphonaptera; Pulicidae
Gene: Fur2
Product: furin-like protease 2
Exons: 20
Coding region: 155-4216 (1353 amino acids)
Biological process (GO): protein processing
Cellular component (GO): trans-Golgi network; Golgi membrane
Molecular function (GO): serine-type endopeptidase activity
Source: RefSeq, a predicted model, not a curated record
AGCGAGUGCCGUGUUGGUGUUCGCUGCGAUCAUAGUGAUCCGCAGCAGAGAACAGCAGCAGCAGCAGCAGUGCGGCGGAGCAGCAAAGAGGUCGGCGCGUAGCAUCGAACGGUCGUAGUUUGUUAAAGAGGUGGUGAAAGUGCUAAAAGUCGAGAUGAGGUCGCGCGACGCAGUUACUAGAUGCCGAUUGCUGCCGGCACUGCUGCUGCUGGUGUUGAUCGCUUGCAGCGCACAGGCCGAGAGGCAGAAGCGCUCUGCAUCGCCAAUCUAUGGCAACGAAUUUGCGGUGCACGUGCCAAGUGGUGUGGAGGCUGCGGAUGCAAUUGCAGUCAAACAUGGAUUCGUCAACAUGGGACAGAUAGGAUCAUUGAAGGGCUACUAUUUAUUCCAACACAAUCAUGUGAGGAAAAGGUCUUUGUCCAUGAGUACAGAACAUCAUGAAACUCUCAAUAGUGAACCAGAGGUUUAUUGGGUGCAGCAACAACACGAGAAGGUUCGACGAAAGCGCGAUUAUGGUACGAUUUAUAACGGGCAGUUCUCUCCACUGGAUACCGCAAGCGAACUAGACGCGUUGCUGCUGGGCGGCGUAGCACCAUCGGCCUCCAGACUUCAUACGGCGCGCUACAGGGCGCUCGGGGUCGGCACGCAGAGCAUUUUCCCGGACCCGCUUUUCAAAGAAGAAUGGUACCUGAACGGCGGCGCUAAGGAUGGCCUUGACAUGAAUGUAUCGCCCGCGUGGCAAAAAGGAUACACUGGAAAAGGAGUCGUUGUCUCAAUUCUCGACGACGGAAUUCAGACCAAUCAUCCUGAUCUUGCUCUUAACUAUGAUCCAGCCGCCUCGACUGAUAUCAACGACAACGACGACGACCCAAUGCCCCAGGACAAUGGUGACAAUAAGCACGGCACCAGAUGCGCCGGAGAAGUAGCUGCGGUAGCUUAUAAUAAUUAUUGCGGAAUCGGAGUGGCCUACAACGCCAGCAUUGGAGGUGUUCGUAUGUUGGACGGUGUGGUCAACGACGCCGUUGAAGCUCGCGCCUUAGGUCUCAACCCCGACCACAUCGACGUCUACAGCGCCUCUUGGGGCCCAGAAGAUGACGGUAAAACUGUUGAUGGACCAGGACCUCUGGCCAGGAGAGCUUUUAUCUAUGGAGUAACGAGCGGGCGUAAAGGCAAAGGAUCAAUUUUUGUUUGGGCAUCCGGAAAUGGUGGCAGGCACACAGACAGCUGUAAUUGCGAUGGAUAUACUAACAGUAUUUUUACGUUGUCGAUAUCUAGUGCAACUCAAGGAGGAUAUAAACCAUGGUACCUGGAAGAAUGUUCUUCCACUUUAGCUUCAACAUAUAGUUCUGGUACACCAGGCCAUGAUAAAAGCGUUGCAACAGUCGAUAUGGACGCUCGUUUGAGACCAGAUCACAUCUGCACGGUCGAACAUACCGGAACAUCUGCUUCUGCACCUUUGGCAGCAGGUAUUUGUGCGCUAGCGUUGGAAGCAAAUCCAGCACUGACAUGGCGUGAUAUGCAAUAUCUAGUAGUGCUGACUUCCAGAUCUGCUCCCUUGGAGAAGGAAGCAGGAUGGAUUUUAAACGGCGUCAAGAGGAAAGUCAGUCACAAAUUCGGAUAUGGUUUGAUGGACGCGGGAGCAAUGGUCAGUUUGGCCGAACAAUGGACUACAGUACCCCCUCAGCAUAUCUGCAAGAGCCAAGAAAUUGCGGAAGAGCGCCUAAUCGAACCAACUUACGGAAAUACACUUGUCGCACACAUGGAUGUGACAGGUUGCAGUGGAACUCUUAAUGAAGUUCGGUUUCUUGAGCAUGUGCAGUGCAAAAUUACUUUGAGAUUUUUCCCGCGAGGCAAUCUGAAAAUUUUACUGACUUCUCCAAUGGGUACAACAUCAACGCUACUUUUUGAAAGGCCACGGGAUGUCGUCAGCUCUAACUUUGACGAUUGGCCAUUCUUGAGCGUCCACUUUUGGGGAGAGAAGGCCGACGGACGGUGGACUCUACAGGUAAUAAAUGCAGGCAAUAGACGGGUCAAUCAAGCUGGUAUAUUGAAGAAAUGGCAGCUAAUAUUCUAUGGCACAAAUACAAAUCCAAUUCGUCUUCGAUCACCAAAUCCUAGCUUCCAAUUUCCUGGCCAAGACGCGCUUCGGAGAGUUGUUCCCCAACCACCACAAUACUUCACCGAUUUUAACACUGGUACCUACAGAAACUAUCCAGACUUAUUUGGCGCAGGAAGUGAUCCAGAAGUAGCAAUAGUUUCACCAGAUGAUGGAAUGUUAGCGCAAGCGUCAGCGACUAAUGUCGUUGUUAAUAACAAAACUGAAACAUUCCAUAAUAAUUGUGAUGAGCAAUGCGAUGAACAGAAAGGUUGCUACGGCCCAGGACCAGGACAAUGUAUUGCUUGCAAACACUACAAAUUAGACCAAACUUGCGUGUCAAAGUGCCCACCUCGUAGUUUUCCCAAUCAACAAGGAAUUUGCUGGCCAUGUCACGCUUCAUGUGAAACUUGUGCAGGAGCAGGAAUGGACAGUUGUUUAACAUGUGCUCCUGCUCAUUUACGAGUACUUGAUCUUGCCGUUUGCUUGCAACAAUGUCCUGAGGGAUACUUCGAAAAUACAGAACAAGGCACAUGCGUACCAUGUGGACCUACUUGUGGAUCUUGCCAAGAUCGACCAGACAACUGUACCAGCUGUGAUCAUCAUUUAGUUAUGUACGAGAAUAAGUGCUACGCCGCAUGUCCUCAAGACACAUAUGAAACUGAAGACUACAAUUGCGCCCAAUGUCAUCCAUCCUGCGGAACGUGUACUGGACCAUCUGAAACACAAUGCGUGACUUGCAAACCAGGAUUGCUACAUCAUGAAGGCGCAUGUUUGAGUUCUUGUCCAGCCAACUUUCGGGCCGACAAGAAACGACGCGAGUGUGUUCCAUGUCCAUCAGGAUGUACCAGCUGCGAAUCGUCUGGCAUGUGCACGGAUUGCGCAGAAGGCUGGGAUGCUGAUAAAAAGGGAAAAUGUUGGCCGAAUGGAGCUGAAAAAUGUGAACAGGGUGAAUAUUACGCCGAUGGUAACUGCCAUCCAUGUCACUCGACGUGUGAAAGCUGUUUUGGACCUUCCAAGUCUGAUUGUCUGAGCUGCGAACAAUCUCUCAGGUUGCAAAAUUCAAACUGUGUGGGUGAAUGUACAGAUGGUCAUUUUCCCGAAGGUGGCGGAUGUUCACCCUGCCUGCACACCUGCACGCAAUGCGUUUCUAGACAAAAUUGUACAGCAUGUGCUCCUGGCCUACAGCUGCAAACAGGCGAAUGUCGAGCCACGUGCGCCGAUGGAUACUACAACGAUCGUGGAGGAUGCUCCCGUUGUUACAUCAGUUGCCAAACCUGCAGCGGACCACGAAGAGACCAGUGCGUACGAUGUCCCACAGGAUGGCAAAUAGCAGCUGGAGAAUGCAGACCAGAAUGUCCUGCCGGGUUCUACCGGGGCGCAUACAACUGCCAGAGAUGUCAUCAUAGCUGUCGCAAUUGUAAAGAUGAAGGGCCUUUAUCUUGUACAAGUUGUCCUCCAGGGCAUAUGCUUGAUGGUGGGCUUUGCAUGGAAUGUUUAGGCUCUCAAUAUUAUGAUCCCCCAACACAGCUCUGUAAAACUUGUGAUUCAAGUUGUCGCACAUGCAAUGGUCCUGGAAAAUUUAGUUGUGUAUCAUGUACAUCUCCUCUUCACUUAGACAAGUUGAAUAAUCAAUGUGUGCCAUGUUGUACAACAGAACAAGAGUCUACAACUUCAUCACAAGAUUCCACUGCACUUGUCGAUCAGACUUGUUGCCAUUGUGAUCCCAAUACAGGAAGUUGUAAAAAUUCUUCACCUGCUGGGAAAAGAAGAAUUGCUUUGGGUUUAAUAGAAACUGAACAAAUGAUUCAAAAAUCAAAAGAUAUUAACCAACAAUCGGUUUCAAGUUAUAUAUUGAAUGGUUUACCAUCAUUGACUGUUGCUGCAGUAAUUGUUAUGAUAUUAAUAUUUGUAACAAUAUUUGCAACUUUCCAGAGAAUGCAUACCAAUCGCGUUAGCUACAGCAAAUUACCAACUAUAAAUACAUCUUCCCACAUGAUAGAUGAAAUAUCAGAAUGUGAUAAACUAGAUGGAGAUUAUUUAGUCAGUGAUACUGAUGAAGUAGAUAUAUUUUCACAAGGAGAGCAUUUAUUAGGAGAAAAUAAUGAAUGUCGGACGUAGCCUACAAAACAUUGAAUUUGAACAAAAUGGUGAAUCUAUAGGAUGAAUUUUCUUUAAUGCAGUAAAUAUGUGAAUAUUU